AGCGCAUAGUUGUUUGACUAAGUAUCUUUCCAGCUUUCACCACUUCGUUUUAAACUAUAACAUUAAUUUGUUCAGACUCAGUUUUGACACAGAACAAUGUCGGAUGUCGGAUCUGAAGAGUUUGACGACGAACACAGUAAACUCGGGGAAUAUGAAGGGGACAGAAAUGAAGCGGGAGAGAGGCAUGGAGUCGGUAAAGCCGUCCUGCCCAAUGGAGACACUUAUCAGGGACAGUAUGAGAACAGCAAGAGACACGGACAGGGGACAUAUCGGUUCAAGAAUGGGGCAAGAUAUGUGGGAGACUAUUACCAGAACAUGAAACAUGGACAAGGCACCUUCUACUAUCCAGAUGGCUCCAAAUAUGAAGGGUUGUGGGUCGAGGACCUAAGACACGGUCACGGUGUCUACACUUACCCCAAUGGAGACACGUAUGAUGGAGAGUGGCUGCAUCACAUGAGACACGGUCAGGGAAUCUACCACUACCAUGACACUGGCUCAAAGUACAAGGGCUCGUGGGUGAAUGGCAACAUGGAGUCAGCCGGAGAGUACAUCCACUCCAACCACAGAUACCAGGGUAACUUCACCAACAACAAUCCCUACGGCCCGGGGAAGUAUGUGUUUGACAUCGGGUGUGAGCAACAUGGUGAAUACCAGCAAAAUGAGCAGGACCAAGCUGAUGGUGAAUGGGGUGCGUUGGCCUCCACCACAGUCCUCAAGUGGAUUCCCAAGUGCAUCACUGGCCUGACGCCGUGGACUCCAGCCAAAGAGGCUUCAGCUGGUGAAAAGGAAACAGCUUCAGCAGAAGAGGGUGGACAGAAGUGACCUGUGAGAUCAAUCCACCACCCUGCAUGUUUCAGCCUUUGUUUGAAAAUGAAAAUAACAUACAUAAGUAAAUAUGUAACACAAACCUGUGUCAAAUUGUAACAAAUGGAAACUGUUCAUUCCCUGUUGAAAUUAUCCUGGAUUUAAACACUGCUUUUCAUAGAGUGCAGCAUAAAGCAGACGCUGCCCCCCUGUGGCUCUGUGUAGAAUAACAUUAUUGUUCUUCAGUGACAUUUAAAGCUAGAGUGAGUGUUUGUAAUCCAAUAGAUUUUAGUCAGAUUCAGUAAAUAUCUCCUCAUGGUCCGCUCACUAUUCGUUCUGUUUGCUGGAAAAAAAUCUGGUUAAAAGUUCUUCUUAUUUACUUGUAAUAUCUGUUGUUAUUGUAAAGCACAUUAUAACUUUGUUUUUGAAAGGUGCUAUAUAAAUAAAGUUAUUACUAUUAUUAGCCACUCUACCUCUGGCUGUGGCUCAGGAGGUAGAGUGAGUCAUCCACUAAUCAGAAGGUCGGUGGUUUGAUCCCUGGCUCCUCCAGUCCACAUGUCCACAAAAGACUGAACUCCAAAUUGCCCCAAAUAUGAGGGAGUGUGAGUGUCUAGUCGUUAAAACUAUAAAAGAGCUUCAUAAGUGUAGUCCAUUUACCAUCAUUAAGAAUGGUGGACUGUGUACUAGUCAGUACUCAUGUAAUGAUGUCUUCUUCUUUCAGUGGGAGAGCUGCGAUGUCAUAAAAAUGAAACAAUUUUUCAUGGUGGAGUCUCAUCUUGUCAUACAACCCUGUAUCAAAUGAUAAAUAAAUUAACCUUGUAACCUUUCUUUCACUUAUUUAGUAAAUAUUGUGCGUUAUUCAUUCUCUAUCGAGUUCAUAGCUUGUAGCUAUAAUCCUAACCCACGUGCAUUGAAAUAAAUUACUAAAUUCUAUACACUUUAUAUACUAUAGACAUUUUUAUUAUUAUGUCAAUGUACAUGGCAAUAUUGUAGACCUUAAUUGUAUGUAUGGGAGUUAAUGAAAUCAAAAUAUGCUAGUAAGACUGU
Molecule: messenger RNA, 1851 nt
Organism: Seriola dumerili (greater amberjack)
Lineage: Eukaryota; Metazoa; Chordata; Actinopteri; Carangiformes; Carangidae
Gene: rsph1
Product: radial spoke head 1 homolog
Exons: 8
Coding region: 97-822 (241 amino acids)
Biological process (GO): axoneme assembly; spermatid development
Cellular component (GO): nucleus; motile cilium
Source: RefSeq, a predicted model, not a curated record